CUUGGCAACAUUACGGAGAAAACACGUUCGUGGUUACGGAAAGACGUUUUUGAGGAAGUGAACACGUGGGUCACGAGAGUCUGCGCUUUUCAGUUUCUGGUCAAAGUGAUCCUGUCCUUGGCAGUUCUCUAUCAAAAUGGCAGUCAGAGCGUCCUUUGAGAAGAACAAUGAAAUCGGCUGCUUUGCAAAGCUCACAAACGCAUAUUGCUUAGUGGCAAUAGGAGGCUCAGAAAACUUCUACAGUGUCUUUGAAGGUGAACUAUCAGAAACAAUCCCAGUGGUGCAUGCAUCUAUAGCAGGAUGCCGGAUCAUUGGGAGGAUGUGUGUAGGAAACCGUCACGGACUUCUCGUGCCCAACAACACGACAGAUCAAGAGCUGCAGCACAUAAGGAACUGUUUGCCUGAUGCUGUGCGCAUUCAGAGAGUGGAGGAACGACUGUCUGCACUCGGAAAUGUCAUCGCUUGCAAUGACUAUGUGGCUCUAGUUCACCCCGACCUUGACAGGGAAACGGAAGAGAUUCUGGCUGACGCUCUUAAAGUGGAGGUGUUCAGGCAGACGGUGGCUGAGCAGGUGCUUGUGGGUAGUUACUGUGCCUUCAGUAACCAGGGAGGCCUUGUGCACCCCAAAACAUCUAUUGAAGACCAAGAUGAGCUCUCAUCACUCCUGCAAGUGCCUCUAGUCGCCGGUACUGUAAACCGUGGCAGUGAGGUAAUUGCUGCUGGCAUGGUGGUGAAUGACUGGUGUGCCUUUUGUGGUUUGGAUACAACGAGCACAGAGCUAUCUGUCAUUGAGAGUGUAUUCAGAUUGAGUGAGACUCAACCAAGCACCAUAGCCACCAACAUGAGGGACUCGCUUAUUGACAGAUGUGAUAACAGAUGUGGAGAUAAACCUGGUUUAACUUUUCACUGCUUCCUGGCGAACCCAGAAAGACAAGAAAAAUGGGGAACUGCAGUUAAAUGGGAUGUCAACAAAGUAUUCCCGUGCGUGUGGAGAACGUUUUAUAUCAGCCUCACAUAAAUUCUGCAUGGUUGAAUACCAGACCAGGAUGUGGAUAUCACCUUCAAGUCCAACGUUAACGUCUCUUUCUGGACACAUCUCCUGUAUCUUUAUCAUUUUGUAUUCUGUAAACUGAUGUAAAUCAAAGUUUAAGUUAGUAAAAUUAUCAUGGCUAAAUCCAGUUUUCAAUAUUUCAGUUUCAUUGGUAAACCUGCAGAACAAAAUGCAAGGAGAAAGGCUUACCAUGUAAAAUGUUCAUUGAGUGAAGUUUUAAAUCACUUUUCAUUGUCAGUAUAGUGUAUUAUCAUUAAUACUUUGGUCAACACUCAUGCUGGCAUUUGGAAAAUUUCUGCUUAACCUCAUGUCAUUGCGAACCAAUAAAAUUUGGAUAAAUUA
Neoarius graeffei (lesser salmon catfish) is the source of this 1393-nucleotide messenger RNA. It is a transcript of the gene eif6, whose product is annotated as eukaryotic translation initiation factor 6. Gene Ontology annotation, biological process: cytosolic ribosome assembly; ribosomal subunit export from nucleus; assembly of large subunit precursor of preribosome. Gene Ontology annotation, cellular component: nucleolus; cytosol; preribosome, large subunit precursor. The record is from RefSeq and is a predicted model, not a curated record. NCBI's taxonomy places the organism in Eukaryota, Metazoa, Chordata, Actinopteri, Siluriformes, Ariidae. Gene Ontology annotation, molecular function: ribosomal large subunit binding. The transcript is spliced from 8 exons. The coding region runs from base 137 to 1018 and encodes 293 amino acids.